Messenger RNA from Schistocerca serialis cubense, 315 nucleotides. RefSeq lists its product as uncharacterized. The transcript is spliced from 2 exons. Lineage: Eukaryota; Metazoa; Arthropoda; Insecta; Orthoptera; Acrididae. The record is from RefSeq and is a predicted model, not a curated record. Bases 1 to 315 code for a protein of 104 amino acids.
AUGAUAAUAGCUCUGCCCUCGCCAAAUGAAAAUACUUUUAAGCACGUUGAACAAGAUUUCUGGCGGAAAUGGCAUACACCAAACUGUAUGGAUAGUAUGGAUGGCAAACAUGUGCUCAUAAAAGAACCUAAAAACAGCAGAUAUAUGGACUCUAAUGGCAAAGAACGUGACAGCCGUAUUUUUCAAAAAUUCGAGAUGGGGAAAAAGAUUGCCAAGAACAACUUUAAUUUCCCUGUAUCUAAAUGCCUUCCAAACAGUGAUAUUUUUAUGGAUCACUUCAUACCAGGUGAUGAAGCAUUUGCACUGAGUAAUUAA